UAGCAAACGGAGGGCGCGAAGCAAUCAUAAAGCCACUGAUAAAGUCAAGCGACCAGUAAAGCAGUUCAAGGAGCCAUAAGGAUAAUGCGUAGCUGGUUUUUAUUUGGAUUAUAUGCGCUGCUAAUCGCCGCAACAGUUGGCCAACCGCUGCAGCAAAAUGAGUCCGGAAAAACCGACGAGGAUAGCGAAAGGGGCGAGCGAGUGAGUCGCCAAAUUCCCUAUUUGGGUGGCUACGGAGGCUAUGGAAGUGGCUACGGAGGAUAUGGAGGAGGCUAUGGAGGAUAUGGAGGCUAUGGAGGAUACGGAGGCAUUGGAGGAAUCGGAGGAUAUGGGGGAUACGGGGGCUAUGGAAGCUACGCCGGCAUACGCUCCUCACUUUAUCCCUACGGCAAUCUGUAUGGUGCCAGCGGCUUGGGACUGGUGGGCGGAUAUUAUGGUCGUCCUUAUGGUUAUGGCGGUGGCUAUAAUAUUGGAUAUCCGGGCAUUGGCGGCUUCGGUGCCACCGGCGGCGGCAUCUUUGGUGUUAGUCCAUUCUAACCAUUCGCUUAAGUGGAUAUACGAAAUAAAAACCCAAAACGAAAAACUAAAAUCCUUGGCAAAACUAAACUCAAAGAAAAAAAUUAUACAAAUUUGCAGAAGAGGUCUAGCUGCGGCUAAAUAAGCUGGGAUUACCUAGUGAUCCCUUAGCUGGCUAUCUGACUUGGUAAUGUGACUGUGGUCGAUUGGGGAAAAUUGUAAAAAUACGAAAUUCGUAUAACAAAAUUUGCUUUACAGAUUGGCCGAUUUAAGAGAUUGGUUCUAUACAUAUUUUUAGAAUACUUUGCAAUAAUUAAGAAUACUACCUAAAAAGACAGAUGAAAGAUGUUGGCACAGAAUUUAUUAUCAUUUCGAAGGAUUGAGCCAGAUCCUCUAAAAAUAAAACCUCUCCCACUUAAACGAUAUGAAAAUCGCAGUAGUCAA
Molecule: messenger RNA, 960 nt
Organism: Drosophila yakuba
Lineage: Eukaryota; Metazoa; Arthropoda; Insecta; Diptera; Drosophilidae
Product: shematrin-like protein 2
Exons: 1
Coding region: 85-537 (150 amino acids)
Source: RefSeq, a predicted model, not a curated record